GCCAGAGGGCGCUGUCGUCUCUGGAAGUCCAAGGUGGGCCAUCCCCUCUUGCCCGCCUUUCCUCGGCCUGCGCUUGUUGCGCGAACUGGCUCUUGAGCGAGCGAGCGAGCGGAGCCGGGACUGUGAGAGGCAGCGGGGCGCGUGGCCGGGAGGCUCUGCAGUUGGCUAACAUGGUAUGCAUUUGUAAACCAAGUAGGAAAGGCCCCAGAAGAGACGUUGGCUUAUUACAUCCACCAUGAUUGUGAAUGGAGUUAUUUGGAUCUGCCUCACCUUCUGCUUUGGAGCCACCCAACACCUUCAAGAGCAUAACUGGGAACAAACAACUGCCCGGCCCAUCGUCCAGCAUGAACCAUUUGUUGUAGUGUGGAACUUUCCCACAGUCAGAUGUCAAGAGCGCUUUGGGAUUACUUUGCCCCUUGGGGCGUAUGGUAUUGUUGAGAACAAAGACAAUGUGUUUCGUGGGCAGAACAUGACUAUUUUUUACAAAAAUCAAUUUGGACUUUAUCCCUACAUCUCUGAAGAAGGUGAAUGGCAUAAUGGGGGAAUACCCCAGAAUGUUCCUCUGAAAGAACACCUGGAGAGGUCUUCAAAGGAAAUUGCAGAACUCUUGAACCAUGGUUUCCAGGGUCUGGCAGUGGUUGACUGGGAGGAAUGGAGGCCACUCUGGAGACAAAACUGGGGGCCCAAAAAAGUGUACAGGGAGGCCUCUGAACAGUGGGCAUUGGGAAGAUUUCCUGACCUCUCCCCACAGGAACAAUCUUACUUUGCUGAGGUAGAGUUUGAGCGUGCAGCCCGGGCGCUCAUGGAAACCACACUAAAUACAGGUAAAGAACUGAGGCCCCAGGGAUUCUGGGGCUUCUACCGAUUUCCUGAGUGUUUCAAUGACAACUGGGAGAAAGAGGAGAAUUACACAGGACACUGCAAUCCCAAGGAAGUCCAGUGGAAUGACCAGCUCAUGUGGCUGUGGAAAGUCUCCUCGGCUCUGUACCCCAGCAUCUACCUCCCACCGAAGCUCCCACCAUCCUACCACCAGAGUUACAUUCACCACCGGCUCAGAGAGGCCUUACGGGUGGCUCAGUUUGGCCCCAAGCAGCCUCUCCCAGUCAUAGCUUAUUCCAGAGUCUCCUACAGACAUUCUUCAAGGUACCUGGCAGAGGCUGACCUGCUGUAUACGCUUGGCGAGAGUGCAGCGCUUGGAGCGUCAGGGGUUGUGCUCUGGGGUGAUCUCUCCUAUUCUCAGUCAGCUGAAAGCUGCAGGAGCCUUCAACAUUACAUCACCUCCACACUGGGACCGUACGUCAUCAAUGUCACCACAGCAGCACGCCUGUGCAGCCGCCAACUCUGUCACGGGAAUGGACGUUGUGUGAGACGGCACCCCAGUGACCUAGGAGCCUUCCUCCACCUGGACCCAGUGAUAUCGGAUGGGGACAUUGAUUUCCAGCACCAGGAAGGGUUGUCAUGGGAGUCCUUUCGGUGUCACUGCUAUCCUGAAUGGACCGAUGUGUGGUGUCAGAAACCACAGUGGACAGAGCCUAUCAAAGGGCCAGAGUACAACACUAAUUCACAGUAUUAUAAUAUUUACGAUGCAGCACAUGACAGCAAUGUUAUCAUGAAGUCAAACAUCUGUCCUCCCCCCAUUUAAGAACUAGAGCUCCGAACACUAUCCCUUCAGAUGCAGCACUUUAACUGUGAGCAGACUUGGUGAAUUUUGUUCCAAAGAGUGAAUGUUCCUCAGUUGGAUCAAUUUUCCAUUUUCUCUUUCCUGAGUGAUGUUCAGAUGUAAGGAAAUAGCAGACACAUACCCAACUAUACAGUAUGGCCCCUACCAUAUCUACGAGGAAUAUGUUCCAAGACUUUGUAUGAAUACAUGAAACCAAGGUAAUAGCGAACUGCAUUAAAUGAAUGACUUCUGAUAAAAGGAUACUGCAAAUUGAUGCUGGAGGACCUAGGAAAUACCAGAGAGGACACCUCUCUAGGCAUAGCUAGGUCCUUCAGCAUUACUCUGUGGUAAACCUCCAGCAGAAGAAUACUACAGAAUUGCCUGGAUGUCCUUGAAUAUAUAUGUUGUUUCAGAUGUGAGUAAAUGAUGCUACAGGUUCCUCAGAUUCAGGGAUUGUACUGUACUGUAGUAUGCAUUUGCAGUGGAAGUAAUUACAGAUGUCAGUCAAUAUUUUCAUAGAUGAAUGCUUCCCUUUAGAAAUGUGCACACUAUCCUCAGUAAUAAGGUGCAUGCUUUCCAUGUGAAGGAUCUCAGGUUCAAAGCCUCACACAUCCAGAUAGCAAUAUCAGAUAGCAGAUGAUGAGCAAGAUCUCCCCCCCCUCCGAGAGUCAUUCCAUCCAUGAUAGGCAAUUUCUGGGCUAGAUGGACAAAUAAUAUGACCUAGUAUAAGUUAUCUUCCUGUACCCAGAUACACGGAGCUGGGGGCUUAUGUGUGUUUAAGUGUAGUAAUACACAUCUGGAAAAAUAAAGGUACAUUUGACAACUUCAA
Molecule: messenger RNA, 2489 nt
Organism: Anolis carolinensis (green anole)
Lineage: Eukaryota; Metazoa; Chordata; Lepidosauria; Squamata; Anolidae
Gene: hyal3
Product: hyaluronidase 3
Exons: 4
Coding region: 236-1642 (468 amino acids)
Biological process (GO): hyaluronan catabolic process; carbohydrate metabolic process
Cellular component (GO): acrosomal vesicle
Molecular function (GO): hyalurononglucosaminidase activity
Source: RefSeq, a predicted model, not a curated record